Messenger RNA from Schizophyllum commune H4-8, 1979 nucleotides. RefSeq lists its product as uncharacterized. Lineage: Eukaryota; Fungi; Basidiomycota; Agaricomycetes; Agaricales; Schizophyllaceae. The transcript has 2 exons. The record is from RefSeq and is a predicted model, not a curated record. The coding region runs from base 95 to 1768 and encodes 557 amino acids.
CUGACCAGCAUCAUCCACACCGGCUACCCUCGCCCUCAUCCUAGUGCCCUCGGGCAACCGCACAGUCACUCACUCAAUCUAUCAAGGCACCACUAUGCCUCAAGAGGCUCCCGUACUUCUCGCCUUGCUCGCUCUGUCGGCAACACGCGCUCUCGCCGCACCGAUGGAUAUGCAAGUCGGCAUUCUACAUAUCGGAGGAGGACCGGACGCUCCCUCUGACGCGCCUACGUCACAUCCUAUGGACCCUCCCUCCUCGCCGCCUACCCGUCCGACGGACGUCAUGCUCGAACCUAGCUCGCCUCCCACGAUUCAAGACUCCCCGGCGAAGCCAGACUCGUCUUUAAAUGCCGACACCACAUCAAACGAGCCUUGUACGGACUGCGCGGACUCUAUCCCUGUCUCUAUGUCUAUGCCAGCACCUCAACCUGAACAGUCUAUGCCCGUGAUGAUACAGCAGAAUAUUCUAGCAACCUCUUAUCUGCCUACUGUUACACAGCAAUAUCUGCCUACCCCUUCCGCAGACGAACCUCAAGUCACCGAUGCCUACGUCGAAGACAUUCCCAACGAGACGUACGACACGGCGCCCACGCAAGACUUUACUGAGUCGACCACUCUGGCGGUCCUUGUUGCUGUCGAUCCGACGUCAACUGUGCUGCCCACCGAGACUUUCAUCCCCGUCUCUGGCCUCUCGUCCUCUGCAACGGGCCUAACUCACGUAUCUUCGACCUUCGUUCGCAUCGCUCCUGGCAUCGUCACCCACUCCGCCGAAGUCUCCGAGCCCUCAGCCGGCGCGCCUCACCGACCCACGCACGACAGUACUACCGCAGUAACCGAGGAGCCUAUCCCAACGCGCUACAUUCUCAGCGGCAUCCUCUCCUCGCUCAUCGGCCUCGUCAUCGUCUUCUACUUCUGCGCCGUCUUCCGCCGACACCGCACAAAGCGUCGCGAGGCCGACAACUUCAAGCACGGCACAGAGAGCGUUCUCUCGCGCACGUUAUCGUACGACAAGACGAAGGCGUCGAUGCGGAGCUCGUUCUCGACGGAUUCGCUGCAUGAGAAGGACAACACAGCGACUUGGAGGCCCGAUGCGCCUGCCUCUGCUCGUGUCUCGUCCGGCGCCUGGCUUCGCCCAGCGCACCACUUCCCCUCGCUCUCGGUGACCUCCCUCCGCGCCUCCUUCGUCAAGCGCUCUUCAGUGUUCUCCGGGCUCUGGUCUGCAUCCACCGCUGCCUCCGGACCUCCACGUACUCGCCCAACCGUCUACGACCGCGUUAUCGACAUCUCGAAGAAUGUGCCCGGGUCGAAGUUCAGCGUCACCUCGUCUGACUUCGGCGACUGCGAGAAGCGGGGGCUGAAGAGCUUGGGGGAGAUUCCGAGGCCGGAUGAGGCGUUUUGUAGGACGCCGCCGGUGGGGAGUCCGCUGUUGGGCGGAGUGGGCAGUCCGAUGUUGGGUGGUAUGGGAGAGGGCGAAUUUGGCGGGGAGGUGUACGGAGGCAUGCAGGGGGACCCGUACCGCGCCGUACCCCAAGGAUCGCCUAGGAUCUCCCAACCAGGGUCGCCUAUGAUCUCUCAAGCGGGGUCACCUAUGAUUUCGCACGACGAUGCAUCGCGCCCUUGGACGCUCUACGCGGAGAGCAUGGAGUCGUCGGACGAGGCCUAUCGCUAUGUGGUCCCGGAGGAACCGCGUCGUGAUAGCGACCUGCCGGUCAUCACCUUCAGCGACUACGCGGAGCAGAAGCAGAGGCCAGUGUCGUUGAUUCGGGGGUGAAGGAUGUCGAUGAAGGGGUGCGGCCUGAAGCUUCAAGAGGUGCAGCCUGCAGCUUGAAGGGCUAUGGGCAUGGGCUCGCGGGCUCACCGCUCAGUGACUUGGGCUCGGUGGGUUGGGUUCAUGGGGGAUUUGGGCAAUUGUGUAAUUAUGAACAAGAUGUAGAAGGCGAAUUGGUAAACUGCAAUGUAUCAUCACAACAUGGGUUUCGCGC